CACUUCUGCUAUGUCUAACCUUCCUCAGCUUCAACACAACCUUAAGCUUUGCACAUUCUGCUCUUUCUAGGGUUUCGUUUCUCUGCAUUCCUCCCCACACCAUUCAAAAUGCGCAUUCUCUUUGCUUUUACUCUACUCAAGCCCUAAACAUUUCUUAUUUUAUCCCAAUCCGAGUGGGUCCGGGGGAUUUCAGCCAAUGUCGGGUCCCCCGCGGGUGAAAUCUAUGAACCACGCCGAUCCGGAGCUCCGGCCCGUGCUCGGCCCGGCCGGUAACAAGGCGAGAUCGGUGGAAUUGCGGAAGCCCGUCGAGAAGCUGAAGGCGGCGGCUAACAAGGCGGAGAAGCCAGCAGAGGGCGUUGACAGGAAAUUCCAAGCAAUGCCGGUGGAUACUGGGGCGGAAUCACGGUCGCCGGAGAAGAAAUGUGGGAGUGUAGGUUCAAUUCUGAGGCAGCAGCAGCAGGAGCACAGGUCGUUUCUGAUGAGGUCGAAUUUGUGGAUGAAUGCUUCUUGCUCCUCCGAUGCGUCGUCUGAUUCCUUUCAGAGCCGGGCUUCCGCGGGGAGAGUUAGCAGACGGAGCGUGACCCCGUCAUCAGCUCGGAGGAAGCAAUGUAGCUACAAAGUGGAGAAGAUUGAUAAAGUUGCUAGUGAAGCUGAGAGCUUGUCUGUGACUUCUGAAGAUGCCUCUGUAGUGAAGAAAAGAUGUUCUUGGGUGACAUCCAAUACUGAUCCAUUAUAUUCUACUUUUCAUGAUGAGGAAUGGGGCGUGCCAGUCCAUGACGAUAGGAAGCUUUUUGAACUACUAAGUUUAUGCACUGCGUUAGCUGAACUUACAUGGCCAGCCAUUCUCAGCAGAAGGCAAACAUUCAGGGAGGUGUUUCAAAAUUUUGAUCCUGUUGCUGUCUCAAAACUAAAUGAAAAGAAGAUAAUGGCACAGGGAAGUCCUGCCAGCUCUCUUUUGUCGGAGUUAAAGCUGCGGGCAGUUAUUGAUAAUGCACGCCAAAUAUGUAAAAUAAUUGAUGAGCUAGGGUCCUUCAACAAAUAUAUAUGGGAUUUUGUGAACAAGAAGCCUAUAGUCAAUAAUUUCCGCUAUCCACGACAAGUUCCCAUCAAGACAUCUAAAGCCGAAAUGAUAAGCAAAGACCUAGUGAGGAGAGGCUUCCGUGGCGUUGGACCCACUGUUGUCUACUCGUUCAUGCAAGUUGCUGGAAUUACAAACGACCAUCUCGUCAGUUGCUUCAGAUUCCAUGACUGUAUAGCUGCAGCUGCCGAUGCAAGUAACACCACAGGUAACAGCCUCAGGGUCGAGGCCCAUGUAAAACAACUCGAGGAUGAAACCGAAUUGGGACUAGUUAGGGCUAUUGAUGACUUGAGCUUAUCGUCAUAGCUCCACGUUGUUUACUAGAUGCAUUGUAAUUCACACUUACAGAAGGGCGAGAAAGGUUUCUCGCCCCCCUCCUGUAUUGAAGGGCAGCAAGUAUGUGUACAAAUAACUAUGAAACUAUUCUGUUCAUUGCUUUUGUAGAUUAUGAAGCAGAAUUUGGGUGGGUGCUGCAUCCAAACCAAAAUCCAGGUACCCUUCUGGGAACUCCUCCAAAUCUUUGUUCACUUUAUCUCUUUGUAGGGCUUCUUUUUGUACAGUCUAUAAGUGUAAACUAACAUUCUCUUUAUAGCU
Molecule: messenger RNA, 1672 nt
Organism: Ipomoea nil (Japanese morning glory)
Lineage: Eukaryota; Viridiplantae; Streptophyta; Magnoliopsida; Solanales; Convolvulaceae
Product: probable GMP synthase [glutamine-hydrolyzing]
Exons: 5
Coding region: 197-1384 (395 amino acids)
Biological process (GO): base-excision repair
Molecular function (GO): DNA-3-methyladenine glycosylase activity
Source: RefSeq, a predicted model, not a curated record